This is a messenger RNA of Mercurialis annua (annual mercury), 1374 nucleotides long. RefSeq lists its product as uncharacterized. Lineage: Eukaryota; Viridiplantae; Streptophyta; Magnoliopsida; Malpighiales; Euphorbiaceae. The transcript has 2 exons. The record is from RefSeq and is a predicted model, not a curated record. The coding region runs from base 350 to 1195 and encodes 281 amino acids.
ACUUACUACUAUUUGUUUAAUAUUUUAAUUCCAUCCAUGCGACUUAAUAAUAUAAAAGGCAUUUGCUUGGUAGUUAUCCCUCACAUCCACCUGCCUUCCAUGACUUGACAUCACUUUGUUGAGUUUGAGUCAACCCCACUUUGAAAGUAUUAGGCCUAAAUGACAUCAAAAUAGCUCCAAAAGCUUCAACACAUUCUCAUGUUCCCUUCACAUUCGAGUAUGGAGUUGGCAUAUGUAGUUUAGUUGAAAUGUACACUUACUUGAACAUGAGAGUUUGUGUACAGUCCACAUAAAACAAUUAUAAUAGUCCACAGCUUCAUUUCUGUUCAUUCCAAACAUUCAAAAAUUGAUGGCUACCCCAACAUCUCCUCCACCCAGCGGCAGCGCUGCUUCCAACUCCCCUGAGUUCCAAUUCUGGAUGCUCGACCGUAAACCCUCUUCCCCGGACCCCAAUCUCCUCCCCGCCGACCAACUCUUUCUUGACGGCGUACUUCUCCCUCUCCACCUCCUCCAAAAUCGGCACACUCAACCCCAAAUAAGCAACUCCAUACCAUCAGACUCGACUGCCACCACCUCUUUAACCUCUUCCAAAAGAUGGAAAUUAGAUUUGUUCAGAAAAGCCGACAAGAAACCUACUUCUGUUGCAACACCAGACAUCCCACAACAACAUAGUAUUAGUAUCCCGCAAAAAGAAAAGAGGAGAGAGAAAAAGAGCUCAUCUUCUGCUGAAUUGAACAUCAAUCUAUGGCCUUUUUCACGCAGUAGAUCCGCAGGUAACAGUGGAAGCCGACCCAGAAUGAUUCCCCCCGGAACCACCCGUAAGGUGAGCAGCGCUCCUUGCUCACGGAGUAAUUCAGCCGGAGAAUCCAAGUCCAGAAAGUGGCCCGGCAGUCCGGGUCGGGCUGGCGUUCAUUUGGGCCGGAGCAGUCCCGUCUGGCAGGUGAGGCGUGGUGAAAAGAUGACGGGUAACAAAGAUCGCGGUGGGAGCAGUAAAACAACAAUGAGCAGCGAGAGUAGUAGAAAAGCCAAAGUAGUGAACUUGAAUGCUCCCAUGUGUAUGGGAUACAGGCAGAAUUUGAGCUGUAGAAAUAUUAGUAGUAGUUCAGGCGAAGCUAGAACCACCACCUCUACUGGUGGUGGUGGUGGUGGUACUCUUUUCAAUUUACGCAACCUCUUUACUAAAAAGGUCUACUAAAAAAAUUAAACUCUCUACUUACAUAUUUAUGUAUUUAGUUAUGCAUUUUCAUGUUUGUAAACAGCAGCAGCCAGCAGUAGUAAUAGGAUCACUUCAUUUGUAAUUGACAGAAGAGAGAUUUAGUUCUCGAUGUGUUAAAUCAUAGUAAAAGAUUUAAUUAUUUAGAAAUUUAUUUGCUA